Messenger RNA from Prunus armeniaca (apricot), 297 nucleotides. NCBI's taxonomy places the organism in Eukaryota, Viridiplantae, Streptophyta, Magnoliopsida, Rosales, Rosaceae. The record is from the annotation of a GenBank genome assembly.
AUGAUUAACAAUUUAUCAUCAAGAGUGCUUGAUUUCAAAGGUGUAAAAGUGGUGGUGUCAGAGGACAAGAUCUACAAGAGUGAAGUCAAGACAAGGGAUGAUGGGGAGAGUGUUAUUGGGUCAAUGGCAACAAAAGAGAUACUUCUUACCAAGGUGGUUAUAGAAUGGACUCCAAGAUGGGUGGAGCUUGACACAAGGGUUGAAGAAUAUGGGGAUCAACAACAAACUCAUAAAGGGGUUCUACUUGAUGUAGAGCCUUCAUCACAAGCAAGGUUCGGGCCCAAGGAAUCCAUCUAA